UCAGGAUACUCCACAGAAUAACUAACUGUAGACUGCAUGUGUCCGUCUGCGAAGUGCGCAUGCGCUCGGAGUGAAGAGGAAGUAAGCAUCAUGUCGAUAGAAGACCCAUUUUUCGUUGUGAAGGGGGAGGUGGAGAAGGCCCUCUCUCGUGCUCGGGGCCUGUUUGACAGAUGGGAGGAACUGUUGCAAGAUGGGACACAGGUAAGCCGUGAUGAGCUGGACUGGAGUGCCAAUGAACUGAGGAACUGUCUGAGGGCCAUAGAUUGGGACCUGGAGGACCUCAGCGAAACCAUCAGUAUUGUGGAGUCGAACCCCGGGAAGUUCCGACUGGGCGACAUUGAGCUUCAGGAGAGGAGAGACUUUGUGGAGCGAACCAGGAAAUCUGUCCAGGACAUGAAGGACCAGUUGUCCAGCCCUUCUGCCGUGGCUCAGGCAGAGAAGAAGAACAGAGAGGCUCUGCUGACCUCAUCAGGCCAGGACAGAGACAGGUCAACGGGACUGGAGGCUCAUCUGGUGUCUGCUAACUCCAGAUACAUCCAGGAGCAGCAGGAACAACAACAGCUGAUCAUGGAGGAGCAGGAUGAGCAGCUGGAGUUGGUGUCGGGCAGCAUCAGAGUCCUUAAAGACAUGUCGGGACGCAUCGGAGACGAGCUCGAUGAGCAGGCUGUUAUGUUGGGGGAUUUUGGAGACGAGAUGGACCAGACGUCGUCUCGUAUGGACUCGGUCCUCAAGAAGCUGGAGAAGGUGUCUCACAUGACCAGCAGUCGGAGGCAGUGGUGUGCUAUUGGCGUGCUGGUCACCAUUAUGAUCGUGGUCCUCAUCCUCUUCUUCGCUCUCUGAUGCCGGUGACCUCCGACCUUUCGACUACUUGCACCGACUCCCGCUUGACAGGACGAACAGAUGGAUGGACGGACAGAAACAGGAAAAAAGACAUGUCCCCCCUCCCCCCCAUUCCUUUGCGCCCACUUAGGAGAAACUGGUGACCUGCAGAGAGAAGUUAGGAAACAAAUCCUCCCUCUCUCUACUUUUAAUGAUUCUACUGAGAGAAAAAAAACUUCAGCGGAGGAGCUUAACACAGCAGAAACCCCAAUGAUUUGUUUAUUUCACAUUGGUGCAUUUCGGUUAUUGUUUGAAAUAUGGUUACUCAACUGGGGGGUGUCGGGAUAAGAGGCCGCUGCUGUCAGGUUAAAAACACAAACCUGCAUAUUUAUUACCAAGUACAUCAUGGUUUGACAUGUACACCCAACAGCUGUCCAGUGGCAGUAACAUCUGUUAGGUUGAUUUAUGAGUGAACAGCACUUAGAAAAAUGGAAGCAACAGCACUUGAACAAUUCAGUUGUAGUUCCUUUUCUUCAAAACUACAAUACGUCUUGUUUUCAUCAUCAUUCAUAACUUUUGAACGAUGCUGAACUGAGAUGAACCAAAAACGAGACUUAUUUGGUAAGUAAGUAGUUCUAAAAA
Molecule: messenger RNA, 1461 nt
Organism: Etheostoma cragini (Arkansas darter)
Lineage: Eukaryota; Metazoa; Chordata; Actinopteri; Perciformes; Percidae
Gene: stx10
Product: syntaxin-10
Exons: 9
Coding region: 37-840 (267 amino acids)
Biological process (GO): Golgi vesicle transport
Cellular component (GO): membrane
Source: RefSeq, a predicted model, not a curated record